Molecule: messenger RNA, 2232 nt
Organism: Mustela erminea (ermine)
Lineage: Eukaryota; Metazoa; Chordata; Mammalia; Carnivora; Mustelidae
Gene: FERRY3
Product: chromosome 6 C12orf4 homolog
Exons: 14
Coding region: 105-1763 (552 amino acids)
Biological process (GO): regulation of mast cell degranulation
Cellular component (GO): cytoplasm
Source: RefSeq, a predicted model, not a curated record
ACAAAGGGGUAAGUCAGCUGAUGUUCCCUGUGCCGCAGCUCACUGACAGCUCGGAGUGUGCGUUCGGCUCAGGACUUCGGAACUAGGAAAUCCUGCCAAAGAAGAUGAAGAAAAGCAGAGAAAGAUUCUGCAACACAGAGAGGGAAUUUGUAUAUAAAUUCAAAGUAGGAAGUCAGUGCUUAGAACUGAGGGUGCCUCUCAAAUUUCCUGUUCAAGAGAAUGCCAGUCAUUUACAUGGGCGUCUGAUGCUGCUGCACAGUUUACCAUGCUUUAUAGAAAAAGACUUAAAAGAAGCUCUAAGCCAGUUUAUAGAAGAAGAAUCCCUCAGGGAUUAUGACAGCGACGCCGAAGCAUCCCUGGAAGCUGUGAAAUCCGGUGAAGUAGAUUUACAUCAGCUAGCCAGUUCAUGGGCCAAAGCUUAUGCUGAGACCACGUUAGAGCAUGCAAGGCCUGAAGAGCCCAGCUGGGAUGAAGAUUUUGCAGAUGUGUACCAUGACCUAAUCCAUUCUCCAGCCUCUGAAACUCUCCUAAAUUUGGAACAUAAUUACUUUGUUAGUAUCUCAGAACUGAUUGGUGAAAGAGAUGUGGAGCUGAAAAAAUUACGAGAGAGACAAGGCAUUGAAAUGGAAAAAGUUAUGCAGGAAUUGGGAAAAUCACUGACAGAUCAAGAUGUAAAUUCACUGGCUGCUCAGCAUUUUGAAUCCCAGCAAGACUUAGAAAAUAAAUGGUCAAAUGAAUUAAAACAAUCAACUGCCAUCCAAAAGCAAGAAUAUCAGGAAUGGGUGAUAAAACUUCAUCAAGACCUAAAAAACCCUAACAACAGCUCCCUCAGUGAGGAAAUUAAAGUUCAACCAAGUCAGUUCAGAGAAUCUGUAGAAGCAAAUGGAAGGAUUUAUGAGGAACAGAGAAAAUUGGAAGAAAGUUUUACCAUUCACUUAGGAGCCCAGCUGAAGACCAUGCAUAAUUUGAGAUUGCUGAGAGCAGAUAUGCUGGACUUCUGUAAGCACAAAAGAAAUCAUCGAAGUGGCGUGAAACUCCAUCGACUCCAGACUGCCCUGUCACUUUAUUCCACAUCUCUGUGUGGCCUGGUUUUACUAGUAGAUAAUCGAAUCAAUUCAUAUAGUGGUAUUAAGAGAGAUUUUGCCACAGUUUGCCAAGAAUGCACUGACUUCCAUUUUCCCCGAAUUGAAGAGCAGCUGGAAGUUGUCCAGCAGGUGGUACUUUAUGCUAGAACCCAACGAAGGAGUAAGUUGAAAGAAUCACAUGAUUCUGGAAACCGAAAUGGAGGAAGUGACGAUAAGGCUAAAAACGCUGACAGAAACUAUUUAAAUAUUUUACCUGGAGAAUUUUACAUUACACGGCAUUCUAAUCUCUCAGAAAUACAUGUUGCUUUCCACCUUUGUGUGGAUGACAAUGUGAAGUCGGGAAACAUUACUGCUCGAGAUCCUGCCAUUAUGGGACUUCGAAAUAUCCUCAAGGUUUGCUGUACCCAUGACAUCACAACAAUAAGCAUACCUCUCUUGCUGGUGCAUGAUAUGUCAGAGGAAAUGACUAUACCAUGGUGCUUAAGGAGAGCAGAACUUGUGUUUAAGUGUGUCAAAGGUUUCAUGAUGGAAAUGGCUUCCUGGGAUGGAGGAAUUUCCAGGACAGUGCAGUUUCUGGUACCACAGAGUAUUUCUGAAGAGAUGUUUUAUCAACUUAGUAACAUGCUCCCCCAGAUCUUCCGAGUAUCAUCAACACUUACUCUGACAUCCAAGCACUAAACCCUUAGAGACUGACACAUUGGCAGAAGAAGCCUCUUAAACUUUCCAGGAACUUGAGCUGUGCUGGGAUUCUGUCAAGCAAAAGAUGCCCAGAAAGAGAACUUAUAAUCCAAGUCACGAAUCAAAUCAUGAUGUAUGUCUGUGAAACCUUCCACAAAUUCAUAUACUGCAUAGCCUAGUGAUCAGCCUUUUGGUCAUACAUUUAUUCUUAACAUUUCUUUAUGAAACAAUCUUUUUUUUCUACUGUUAGGCCCUGUCUGCAAAUAUUAGUACCUGGACACUUGAUAUGGGAGAUUGUUCAUUGCAUUUUCUUGGAGACAUCUGAGUUUUCCAAAAGAUUUGAAUCAUAUCAAGUGCAAGACUUCAUUAACCAUAAGAAUAAAAUCUUUCCUUUACCUUAAUUUGCCAAGCAAAAAUUAAAGGCAGUGCGAUAUACAUUGCAAGUAUGGAUUUUUUUGUGAAAAUCUUU